GCCAAAACGUUUCUCGUGUCGGUUUGAUACCUCCUCUGUCUCUCUCUCUCUCUGUCUCUGUCUCUCUCUCAGUCACUACAUAAGCACUCUCUCUCUCUCUCUCUCUCUAUGUCGGUUUCAUCUCUAGGUUCCUUCAAGUACCAUCGUCACUGAUUGCCCACUCCAUUCCCUCUCUCUCUAUCUCUCUCUGUGAGAGGCGCGUAAAGUUUUUCGUUUUCCCGCUCAGGGGUUCGAUUCGCGAUCACCCAUCUCUGUUCUUCCCUCUGUUUUAGAUCCAAUACAUCCCUCUUGCUCUGCCUCCUCGUCUAGUCCCUGUUCUUGAUCUUGUUCUUGAUCUUGUUCUUGUUCUAGUUCUUGUUCUUGGGUCUUCUUCUCCUCGCGAUCGCGACGGUUCUUGGUCCUUGCCCGGAUCGCGAGAGUUUUCUUGCGGGUACUGCUCGAGCGAGCUCGCGCUCUUCUUUACCUGGGAAGAAAAAGGAGCUUUGGAGAUCGGUGAAAGAGGCUAUGGAAAUGCAGGACGCGAGUGACAAGGGAUCGGAGUCGCCGGGGGUAGCUUCGUCGGAGGAGAGCCACGUGACGGAGACCAAGAAAACGUGUGCUGAUUGCGGCACCACCAAAACCCCUCUCUGGCGUGGCGGUCCGGCUGGCCCCAAGUCUCUGUGCAACGCGUGUGGGAUCAGGAGCAGGAAGAAGAGGAGGGACCUUCUGGGCGUAAGCAAGAAACCCACAGAGGACAAGAAGCGCAAGAAGAUCAACAGCCACAGCCCGAGCAACAACAGCACCGGCAACCGAUUCGGCGAUUCGUUGAAGCAGAAGUUGCUGGCUUUUCUCAGAAAAGAAGUGAUGAUGCAGAAGAAAUCCGCUGUGCCGUCAUCGUCGUCCUCAUCGACAUCGAGCCUCGAGAGGCAGAGGAAGAAGCUGGGCGAGGAAGAGCAGGCGGCUGUGCUGUUGAUGGCCCUGUCUUACGGCUCUGUUUAUGCUUAAUAGGGUUAUUAGGUAGUUGAGAGAAAAAAUAAAUAAAGAAAAAGGAGGGGGAAAAAAGAGAGAAAAAGGGAAAGGGAGAAAGAAUCAAGAAUGUCAAAUUGGCAAAAAAAAAAAAGUUUUGGGAGGGCUACUUUAGGCGCAAGUCUAAUUAUGUUCUGGGGGGAGUUCUUGUAUUCUUUUGACCAGCUGUUUUGACCGAAAUCGAGAGGAGAGAGGGAGGAAAGAGAGAGAGACGCCGAUAAGUGUAAGAAGUUGGAGGAGAUUUGAUGUCUUUUUGUUUCUCUGUUCUGUGCUAACGUAAUAUAAGAGUUGUCCAAUUUUCAAUUA
Eucalyptus grandis is the source of this 1311-nucleotide messenger RNA. Its product is annotated as GATA transcription factor 16. The record is from RefSeq and is a predicted model, not a curated record. NCBI's taxonomy places the organism in Eukaryota, Viridiplantae, Streptophyta, Magnoliopsida, Myrtales, Myrtaceae. Gene Ontology annotation, biological process: regulation of DNA-templated transcription. The transcript is spliced from 3 exons. Bases 505 to 984 code for a protein of 159 amino acids. Gene Ontology annotation, molecular function: zinc ion binding; sequence-specific DNA binding.